UGUAGGGUGGGGGGACGGGGGCGCGGCGCCGGCAGCCAGCCGUGACGAGGUGCUCCCGGCGCUGUGCGCUUCUGCUCGGGCACGCAUGGCGCCCGCACCGGCAGUGUGACCUGAUGCGGACGCGAGGGGGUUACUAUGAACGCCCCCGUCGCUGGGAUCUGGCUCUGGCUCCCUCUGUUCUGGACCUGGCUCAGCCCGGAGGAGGUCAGCUCUUCAUGGUGGUAUAUGAGAGCUACAGGUGGCUCUUCCAGGGUGAUGUGUGACAAUGUGCCAGGCCUGGUGAGCCGACAGAGGCAGCUGUGCCACCGACACCCAGAUGUGAUGCGUGCCAUUGGCCUGGGCGUGGCUGAGUGGACAGCUGAGUGCCAGCACCAGUUCCGCCAGCACCGCUGGAACUGCAAUACCCUGGACCGGGAUCACAGCCUCUUUGGCAGGGUCCUGCUCCGAAGUAGUCGGGAAUCUGCCUUUGUUUACGCCAUCUCCUCAGCUGGAGUUGUAUUUGCCAUCACCAGGGCCUGUAGCCAAGGAGAAUUAAAAUCCUGUUCCUGUGAUCCAAAGAAGAAAGGAACAGCCAAGGACAGCAAAGGCACUUUCGACUGGGGUGGCUGCAGUGAUAACAUAGACUAUGGGAUCAAGUUUGCCCGAGCAUUUGUGGAUGCCAAGGAAAGAAAAGGAAAGGAUGCCAGGGCCCUGAUGAAUCUCCACAACAACAGAGCUGGCAGGAAGGCUGUGAAGCGCUUCUUGAAGCAGGAGUGUAAGUGUCAUGGUGUGAGUGGUUCCUGCACUCUGAGGACGUGCUGGCUGGCCAUGGCCGACUUCAGAAAAACAGGCGAUUAUCUCUGGAGGAAGUACAAUGGGGCAAUUCAGGUCGUCAUGGACCAGGAUGGCACUGGCUUCACUGUGGCUAACAAACGCUUUAAGAAACCCACGAAAAAUGAUCUCGUGUACUUUGAGAACUCUCCUGACUACUGUAUCCGGGACCGAGAUGCAGGCUCCCUGGGUACCGCAGGCCGUGUGUGCAACCUGACUUCCCGAGGCAUGGACAGCUGUGAAGUUAUGUGCUGCGGGAGAGGCUAUGACACCUCCCGAGUCACCCGGAUGACCAAGUGCGAGUGCAAGUUCCACUGGUGCUGUGCCGUGCGCUGCCAGGACUGCCUAGAGUCCCUGGAUGUGCACACAUGUAAGGCCCCCAAGAGCGCUGAGUGGGCAACUCCCACAUGAUCCCAGUGAAGGUCAUCAUCCACCAUUCCUCCUCCCAAAAGGACGCCAAUGGAUCUGCAAGGACACUGGGCCUUUGGGUUGUCUAGGGAGAUAUUUCCAAAGCAUAUGACCUUUGUCUGCAGAAAGCCUCUCCCUUCCUGUGGGCCCAAGACUGAUGCCACAUGUGGUAUGCAAUGCCUGCCCUGUCUCUCUGACUUUCGGCAUUCUAGGGUCCUGAUAGGCUGUUAGAGAGAUGAAGGGUGGGACCAAAUCUCUGACUCCACCCUUACCCCACCCCAGAAGUUUUCUCUUUCUAGAGCUGUUGACCAGAGGGAGAACACAUCAAUGGAGCUCUCUCGGGGUCUUCCAACAAAUGCUUACACUUCAGAAACUCUUCCUUUAUCUGGAGGGCAGAGAAAAGGAAGUAGUUGUUACCAUUAAAUGAAAUUAAAUUCUUAAAAAGAGCCAGCAAAGCUUUUGCCUGAACAACCUCCAGGAGUAGUUGGUAAUUGCCUCAAGAAUGAUAUCUUUGAAAAAGCUAUAGCUUAGGAAUGUAUCUUUUUCAAGACCCAAAGUUUACUUCCAUAGUAAUUUGAUGUCACAAAGCAGGACCGUUACCCUCUGGAACAGUUUUGAAUCAAUGUAAUAGUAGAAAUGCCAGGAAGUGAUUAUUGGCAUUGCUUCCUUUUCGAUAGGAAAAACCUUGAGGAGUGAAACUUCCUUCUUGCUUAGGAUCUGAAGGGCAUUUAAACAGAAGAUUGAUGAGCUGGCAGUUUUCUCUAUUUCUCUCAAGAAUAUAGAGGAAAAUUACUUUGUGAAAAAGUAGAAAAUGUGUCUUUACAGAACUAUGCAGGUGACCUGUGGAAUUCUGUAACUGAAACUGAGAAUGCAAACACUGGGCAUGAUCAGGGAAACUGAAAGCUGAUAGAGACAUUUCCUAAGCUGAGUUGAGGCCUGGAAACUGUCCCAUAAGCAGAGGCCUAAAAGAAGUUGGCCACAUGGGUAGAGGAGCAUCAGCUAGUACCCAUUACCCUUCCAGCACAUUAUAAAGUCCUGUCAUAGUUAAUUGUGUUCAUCUGUUGCUUAUAAGAUGACAAGAUACUGUGGCUCAAGCAAAUGGCACAGAGCUUUGUGUAUAAAGUUAGGAACCCCAGCAUAUUGUGUUACAAGCACAUCAUGAGAGGGAGACUAUCAUUAAAAGAUCCAGCUGUAAUUAUGAGAACUCAGUAUACAAAUUGUGGUCAGCCUCUGUCUUGAGCCAAAAGAUGACAUCUAGGGAGAACAGAGAAGCUGCCGCCUCAUUCUGUAGAUUUAAUGAGAGAAAGGUGAAGUGGAUACUUAGUUCUUAUCCCCUCACCAAAAUAGGCUCUUGUUCUCAAUGUGAUUCCUUACAGAGCUAACAGUCUCCUUCAUAAUAUGUGUCUGGUUUCAACCUCUUGAUGCUAGCUCAUUCUCUUAAUUCUUGAGUCUUUGCUAUCUCUCUCCCUUGCUUUAUAGCAGGACAUCAAGACAGAGGCUUGCAGGAAACAUCUUGCUGAAGUACUUUCUUAUCAUAUUUGCCUUCUCAUCUGUUCUCUUAAAAAACGGCAGAUUAUUCUUCUUUCCCACUCCAGACCUCAGAAUUAGCUGUCUAAUAAUUCCAAAGUGGCUCUUUCCUCUUUCGAUUCUGUAGAGUUGGAGUGUGGGAACAGUGGAGGGUGAGUCGCUGCUCUGAGCUCAGUGUAGGCCCAUGGUGAGGAAGUGGGGGAAAAGUGGAGGCCUGGCUUGUGGGUUUAGCCUGAGUCACACUGAAUUUUGCUUCGGGAUGAUAGUUUCUCCUUGGGUCCCAAAGCCAUCAGCUGUAAUAAAUUAAUGGAGAUAGUGAGAUAAAGAAACAUUCAGAGGACACCUCAGCUCUCAGUUCAUAUCUAAGGAAACUGAUACUGGGAGGUGGAGGAAUCUAAGCAGAUAGCCACCAUGACCCCAUCACCCCAUGAUCCCAUGCUCUGUCUCCAACAGUGAAGCACUUUAAUAUAGUAAAGAAAUGAGUUUGUUUCAGAAUUAACACAACGCUUCUAAAUAAUAUUAGCUUCCAAUGGGAUGUUCAUUGUUUUCUCUUUUCUGUCUCUUCCUUUUAUUCCUAGGUCAGUUCAGAUCUUAUUUCUCUUUUACACUGAAUUUAUCAUUCCUGAUAAGGAACUAGGGGACCAGAUAUAUCCAUGCAGAAACUUGCACAGACUAUCUGCUGGAUAAGGGAGCCUAUGGCAACCAUCUCAAGGGGUAGUGGGAGCAAGCACUGUGAAAGGCAAGGGAAGAAAGUGAGUUAUUAGUUUCUACUUCUACUUCUGAAACAGGAUCUCUUUGUUAGUGGAAAUACACAUUUUGUGAAGAUCAUUUUUAACUCAUCCUCUUUAGAGUUUGGUAGCGGCUCAGUAACCCAUGAUUCUAUAGCUAGGCCCUUGAUUAUCUGGGUCUUUUAAAAGAAUAUAUGGCACUAAUGAUUCAAAAUUAGAGAAUGAGAGAAUACACUCAGGUCAAAUUCUCUUGUAAAGUUCCUCUCAGAAGAAAUAAAAAGAUAAAGAUAAACAUAGGCACAGGUAAUAUUCAUUUAUUUUCUGUGAUAUUUGAAGUAGUUCCACACAAUAGGAGAUCUU
Suncus etruscus (white-toothed pygmy shrew) is the source of this 3833-nucleotide messenger RNA. It is a transcript of the gene WNT2, whose product is annotated as Wnt family member 2. The coding region runs from base 136 to 1221 and encodes 361 amino acids. The transcript is spliced from 5 exons. Gene Ontology annotation, biological process: canonical Wnt signaling pathway; cell fate commitment; multicellular organism development. The record is from RefSeq and is a predicted model, not a curated record. Gene Ontology annotation, cellular component: extracellular region. Gene Ontology annotation, molecular function: cytokine activity; frizzled binding. Lineage: Eukaryota; Metazoa; Chordata; Mammalia; Eulipotyphla; Soricidae.